Messenger RNA from Stereum hirsutum FP-91666 SS1, 498 nucleotides. RefSeq lists its product as uncharacterized. Gene Ontology annotation, molecular function: proton transmembrane transporter activity. Gene Ontology annotation, biological process: proton motive force-driven ATP synthesis. Bases 1 to 498 code for a protein of 165 amino acids. The transcript is spliced from 3 exons. Lineage: Eukaryota; Fungi; Basidiomycota; Agaricomycetes; Russulales; Stereaceae. The record is from RefSeq and is a predicted model, not a curated record.
AUGCGUACGGUCUUCUCGAAUACUCUCCGCGUCGCACGUCAGGCCCGCGCACCGACCGGAAAACGGUUCGCGUCGAACAUCAGCGAGCAGACCGAGGCCGCACAGAAAAAGGCGCAGGAAGCCCUCGCGAAUGCGCAGAAGACGGCUGAGAAGGUGCUUGAGAGCGCGAAGGGUUAUAUGGGUCCUGCAGGAGAGAAGGCGGCGUCGAUGCUUGGUUCUUACCGCCAACCAGUCACCUACAACCUCUCCGUCGCCCGCGAGAUCCUCAAACACGUCUACCAAGCAGAACGUCUCCAGCCCCCUUCCAUCGCAGAAGUCCGCGCAGCUUAUUCCACGCUUUACUCUCGUGCGAUCAGCCUGCCUUACUGGCGUCAACUUGCCCAGAGUGGUGAUUGGGCGAAGGUUGGGGUGUACGCGGUUGAGGCGUAUGGGAUUUAUAAGAUUGGCGAGAUCCUCGGUCGUCGAUCGCUCGUGGGCUACACCCUCAAAGAGCACUAG